Triplophysa rosa is the source of this 1606-nucleotide messenger RNA. RefSeq names its product sperm-associated antigen 1A-like. Gene Ontology annotation, cellular component: cytosol. Gene Ontology annotation, molecular function: protein binding. NCBI's taxonomy places the organism in Eukaryota, Metazoa, Chordata, Actinopteri, Cypriniformes, Nemacheilidae. The transcript is spliced from 2 exons. The record is from RefSeq and is a predicted model, not a curated record. Gene Ontology annotation, biological process: axonemal dynein complex assembly. The coding region runs from base 25 to 384 and encodes 119 amino acids.
GGUUCAGAAAAAGAUCUUGAUCCAAUGUAUCUCAUCGUGUUUAUUUAUAGGGCCCUGGAGCUCCACCCCUUUUCCCUGAAACCCCUCCUCCGGCGAGCUAUGGCGUAUGAGUCCCUGGAACGUUACAAGAAGGCUUAUGUGGAUUAUAAAACGGUAUUGCAGAUAGAUAUCAGCGUGCAGGCCGCUCUUGACAGCGUGCACAGAAUCACUAAAAUGAUGAUAGAACAGGACGGCCCUGAUUGGCGGGAGAAGCUUCCAGAUAUUCCAAUGGUUCCUCUGUCUGCUCAGCAGCACCGCAGAGAAGAACCGAGUGCAGAGCUUCUGCAGGCCCGAGCAGCCAGAGCAGAGGAGGAAAAGGGUGAGUUUAAAGAUUGUGUAUCAUAGGCAGUAUCUGCCAAUCUCAUAUUAAUCUUGAGUGCCUGUAUAGUAGUAUUGCAUACGUCGUAUCUUCGAAGAGUAUUUAGUUUGAUCAAAUUUAUAAAAGAGAGAUACAGCUGUACGAUUAUUUCCGGAAAAACACGAGCUGCUAGAGGUGGGAGAGAGUGGGAUGGAACUACAGCACAAGCAAGCAACACAUCAUCACAUUAAUCCCUUCGUGUUUUGUACAUUAUGCACGUACACGGCCAUUGCCAACAAAACACAGACAUAUGACUUAGUUUGACUUACCGCUUGCAGUUCAUAUCCGGCAUCUUUUAGCACUGGGACCACGCCAUCUAUCAGUUUCAAACGAUCUACAAAUCCAGCGUUAUAACCACAGUUUAUAUAACAUCCAUCACUGAAAUGCUGUGAAUGAACAGACAAACCUAAACUUCACUAUCGCAAGAGUAACGAGCUGCAGCGCAGCGCAGAGCAUCUUGACGCAGCGCACAUAAUCUUGAUGGUAAGCGGGUCUCGCUCGUUGGUUGGCUCAUGGGCAGGCUAUUUCUUUCGCCUUGCUGCGAUUUUCCAGGAGAAUGGCCAAUGAAAGGAAUCAGAAGAAUUAUAGAAAACUUAGCACGUCAUACGUCCAACUUGUUUUUAACAAGUUAACCAUGUUAAGCAUUGUUUAACAGUGUGAAGAAGGCAGAAUGCAUGAUAUAGCAUGCUACCCGAUCUUUAAGAUACUUUUUGAAUCAUGCUAUGCAGUUACUAGAAUGAGUGGUUGCUGAAAGAGCACCAAGCCUCUAUGAUAUUCUGGUCCCUAGAUAUACAGCCGUGGAAAAAAUGAAGAGAUUCCACAUUUUCAUUUAAUCAGCAUUUCUAGAUGUAUUGUGGCCGUUCCAGUCCAGUGUCUGUGUUGAAUUUUAACAAAAUCAAACCUCAGGAGUGACAUAAAGUCAUCCCACAAUGUGAAAGACUUGACAGCAUGACAAGACAGAUGAAGACUGUGAAAUAAUUGAGGUUAUAACAUAAAAAAACUAAUUUUAACUUUUCCUAAAUGCAUGUACAAAUAUUACUGUUGUGUUGCUUAAAAGUGAACAUGAACUUGUUUUCUUUGCAGUAUUUGAGGUCUGAAAAAAUACAGAACAUAUUUUCUGAUAUUUUGACAUGUUUCUCCAGUUUUCAUUUUCUGCAAAUUAAAGGCGGGGUGUUCGAUUUCUCUUAGCCGUUGUUGAUGUUCACAUCA